CGCGGCGGAACGCAGCGCGAGGCCUGCUUGGACUAUCAGUACGGAAAAAUACGUUCUCCAAACUAGAGAGGAGAGAUAACGUAUGUUCUUGCUUGCCGGGUCAAAGCGCGCGCGGAUACGUUUGACGUUCAGCCGAAUCGAGUUGGGAUCUUCGGGAAAGUUUGGAUCGCGAUCGACGGGGUUUAGUUUGGUUCUGUGCUCGAGUGGGGAACUCACAGUGCGGUGGGACACGUGAAUUUGGUGCUUUUGUGCGCAACACGUGACGCCAGCAGGUGCAUUUUGGACACUGGUUUUUGGCGGAACUAGCGCAGCAACAGCAGGUGUGUAAGUGGGUAGUGGUUCAAGGGUUUUGUGUGCGGAAGGUGACGUUGUGUCAAACGUACCAUUCAACAAGAAAAUACCUUGUUCGCCGAGGAAAGCGGAAGUUUUGCGCACAUAGUGCAGUCGCACUUGUGAUGUAUGCGCAUUAUAGUGUCAAGAGGAAAAGCAUUUUCCCGGAAAGGUAGAAAGAAUUUUUCAGUUCACAAUAGUUUUCCCGCUGUGGAGAGAAUAAAAACGAAGAAAUACAGCAAGAAGAAUUCAACAGAGCUCAAGUGGCGCUGCACGGAUGCCAUUCCGGCGAGAAAGAGAGAGAGAGAGAGAGUCAAGUUAGGGCAGCAAAGAAAAGCCGGGAAAAUUGGAAAAUUGUUUUCGUUUGAAUUUUCUCUCCCCCACCAGCGCUAUAACUGCUCUCGGAAGCACGCUGUGCCGAUUUGAAACAAAAGCACCGACAAAAGUGAAAGAAGAAUAGAAAAAAAACCUCGGUGAAACGGUGGCGGAAAGGAGUAAUUUUUAAUUUCCCGCGUUUUCCCGGGGAGAGCUUUUCCGCGUGACUUGUGGUGGCGAGGCGCAGCCGGUGACGAUUUUCUGGAACCAGUUUCGGUCAAUCAUUGGACCCCUUGGCGGACGACGAAAAAGUGUUGUUGCUGGCUGGUGCUGGUGAUUCGUGAUUCGUAAUUCAAUUAAAAAUAGGAAAAAUGAAUAGACAGCGCGAGGUGGAUGGAAACCUGGGGUAAAACGUAUCCGGGGUUCAAAUUUUGAAUUAUCUUGGCACAGAUAACACCACCCGCUGAUAAGAUAGCGCAUCGAGAGAGAGAGAGAGAGAGAAAAAAAGAAAACAGUGAAAAACGAGUAUAUUUUGUGAUAAAUAUUCAACUAGUGGCACUUUGGCUCGCAGCUGUAACAGUGCAAACCGAGCGCGAAAAUAUAAUCGAGCGAAGUGAGCAAACGAGAAGAAUAUUUGCCUUUGGCAACCAACUGUGAGAGAUUUUUUUUUCGGAGUCCAGCAGCAGUGGUGAGUGAGUGGUGAAGAAGAUUCACUUUGACAGCAUCCACACCGGUAGCGGAAUUCGUGCGACAAAUUGAGAGGAAGCUGAAAAAGAAGAAGAAGAUUUUUUUUUGAAAACAUUUAACGUAGACGAAGCCGAAACUUAUUGUGACAAGUGUGCUUCCGGUUUCUUGACAGCAGAGCCGGGGCUAGACAGCGACGAACGACAAAUCCGGUUCCGGGGACUGAAAGGCAGCAGCUAAAACGACGUCCUACGGUCCAAUCCAUCAAUCCAUCCGGUAAUACACAUAUCUUGAUGAAAUAUAUAAACAUAGUAAUAUUGCUGGAAGAAAAACCCUCCUUCAACCACUCACCACAUCGAAGCCGUAAACCACCACAACCCAUCUGAGUGAGUGAGGGGGAGCAAAAAAAGAGCCUGGCAUUACGAUAAGCCGAUUCUCCUCGACGUCGUCGUUGGAGGAGGUAGAGCAAGACAAAAUCGACAAAAAGCGCGCAAUAUUUCAACCAAAUCAAUCAGCAACAGCUGCGCCAUCUGAACGAUACAAAACCUUACAGUGCAGAUAACUGGUUUGCUCUCUCGAGUGCAUCACAAAAAAAUCUGGAAUUCCCAGCAUUUUGCACACGAUGACGAUGCCAAAUGCGAUUACACAAAAAACGACAACCGGGACGCCGGUCUAGAACCCACAACAUCAUCUUCAUCAACGACUCACCGCCGAGGAGUGUCUACAAGACUAAGGUCGUUGAGUUACACCCCGAGUCUAGCGUCUAGCGUCAAGUACCAACAGAGAGUAGGACUCGUCGACUUUUGUUUUCCGACAGCACAACAAUAGCGAGCGCAAAACGUCAAGUGCUUUUUGCUCCCCACCAACAGACAAUCGUCUUUUGCGGGCAACCUCAGCGUCCGGGCUAGUCAGGACGAACGCUUUUUCCGCUCCGUCUGUCGAACAACCAGAUAAUGAUGCCAUAAUUUAAUCAAGAAGCGCUCGCUCUCUCUCCCUCUGCAUGGGUGGGUGAUGCCAUCGACAACGACGACAUCACCGAACUGUUUGGGACCGGCACCUAUCAGAGCAGAAGGAGGGGAGGAGGAGCCUCCCUCGGCCCCACCUCACGACAAACGAUAAUAGGGAAAGAUUUUCGCAAUCGAAUAAAAACGUGCCACGGCGAUGUGGAGUUCGGGAGCGCUCUCCCUCGACAUGGUCGACAGUCGGAAACGGCACACGUGAACCCUCUUGAAACGGGAGUCCUCCAACUCCGGGAACGGGCAGAUUGUGUAAUAUCGUGAGUGAGGAAAGGAAAAAUCGUGCCACUUGCAAAUUGAAUAAAUAUCCAAUGAAAGAAGCUGCAAGAAGUCCUCGGCUACCGGUUGUACUUGUUCAGCGACUCUUCAGGUACUUGUCGUCUAGGGAAGAGAAAUCAUAUCGUCAUAAGAAUCACGAGAGCACAAGCGGAUAAAAUUAUUUCUUAUUGGAUUCCGGUUCGGGCCAAUUGACGGAACGUAACCUCUAGAGCAGAAGGGGAAUGGGGCCGCGUCCGGGCCUCUAAUCCGGUUGACCCAGUCUUUAUGUAUGGAUUCAACAGUGCUGCCACUGUUGUCGAACUUGAUAGCACCAGCGGCAGCGGAAAUUACGGUCGUUUCAGCAGCAGUGGCGGCACAAGCCACGGCCGCAGCCAUUUUCACCAACUCUUCGUCACCGUCGUCCGGUUUCCUCGAGUACCUGCGGAACGAUAACAGUAGCAGCACCCUAGCGGCACUGCCCGAUAUAACCAGCAGUAGUAGUUUAAUCAGUAGCAGCUCCACCACUCUCGUUCCGCCGUUCUUCACAAGCUCUCUAGUCAACGGCAGCGGUUCGGGGUCGGAGCUAGAUCCCAGCGGCAGCGGCAACAAUGUGCUUACCUUCCAGACAAUCAUCAUCAGUGUGACCCUGCUUGCGGUGAUCCUCGGUACGAUCAUCGGAAAUGUGCUAGUAUGUGUUGCGGUAUGCCUGGUACGGAAGUUGCGACGACCCUGCAACUACCUGCUUGUUUCGCUCGCCAUCUCUGAUCUCUGCGUGGCCGUCCUGGUGAUGCCACCGGCCCUCAUGUACGAGGUACUCGAAGAAUGGAAGUUCGGCACGGUAUUCUGCGACAUCUGGGUAUCGUUCGAUGUGCUCUCCUGCACUGCUUCAAUCUUGAACCUGUGUGCCAUCUCAGUUGACCGGUACUGGGCGAUCACGAAACCGCUCGAGUACGGCGUUAAACGCACCCCGCGUCGCAUGAUCGGCUGCAUCGUGCUAGUCUGGCUCGUCGCAGCCUGCAUAUCGCUCCCACCACUUUUAAUCUUAGGCAACGAACACAUGACCAACGGCCAGCCGUCCUGCUCGGUAUGCCAGAACUUUUUCUACCAAAUCUAUGCCACCCUCGGCUCCUUCUACAUCCCGCUCGCCGUAAUGCUGUUCGUGUACUACCAAAUCUUCCGCGCCGCCCGCCGAAUCGUCAACGAGGAAAGGCGCGCCCAAAAACGUCUCGAGUCCGCCAUCAACGGCAGCGUCGGCACUCCCGAAAAAAAGAUCGGCCCCGGCGGAACCGUCCUCGUUGCCACUCCCCAGCACAAACGGCUCCGCUUCCAGCUGGCCAAGGAGCGCAAAGCCUCCACCACCCUCGGCAUCAUCAUGUCCGCGUUCACCAUCUGCUGGCUGCCCUUCUUCAUCCUGGCCCUCGUUCGACCCUUCCUCGGCGAAGACCACCGAACCCUGUCCUCGCUCUUUCUCUGGCUCGGUUACGCCAACUCCCUUCUGAACCCCAUCAUCUACGCAACGCUGAACCGCGACUUCCGGAAACCGUUCCAGGAGAUCCUCUUCUUUCGCUGUUCCAACUUGAACAACAUGAUGCGGGAGGACUUUUACCACAGCCAGUACGGUGAUCCGGGCUCGCAGAGGUUGGUCAUCACCAACGACGGAGGAGCGCGGGAAAGCUUCCUGUGAGAGAAGCGGUAGAGUGUGUAGCUUGUACUGUACCGUAGGUAUAGAAUUAGUAUAGAAACUAUUGCCGACGGUAUCCGACGGCUUCGACAUGAUGUUUAGCGUGUAAGUUCGGUGUGUUAUAAGUAUAUUUUGGAGUUGGAGUUUACUGAACGGAUCGUUGAGUGAUAAGAAUUUUGUCUAUUAGUUUCUUACUUAACACUGAAAUCCCAAGCCUACAAAUUAGUUGGACUGGCAACUUCAACUUGUUCAAGCAAAACCAGUCAGGACGCAACUUGAGACAGGGUUUUUUUUUCGACCACCUUGAGACAGGGUUGCCAGAGCUUCAAAUUUAUAGACUCAAUUAGAAAUUGGAUUGAUCAGGACGAAGAUAU
Molecule: messenger RNA, 4658 nt
Organism: Culex quinquefasciatus (southern house mosquito)
Lineage: Eukaryota; Metazoa; Arthropoda; Insecta; Diptera; Culicidae
Product: 5-hydroxytryptamine receptor 1
Exons: 6
Coding region: 2893-4287 (464 amino acids)
Biological process (GO): chemical synaptic transmission; G protein-coupled receptor signaling pathway, coupled to cyclic nucleotide second messenger
Cellular component (GO): membrane; dendrite
Molecular function (GO): neurotransmitter receptor activity; G protein-coupled serotonin receptor activity
Source: RefSeq, a predicted model, not a curated record